AUGCACGUGCUCCCUCUGGAUCCUAUGGACAGGGCUUCUAUGCUCGCAGUUAGCCAUUGCAGAGCGCUUGCCUUCGAAGGGAAGGAGAUUUCAGCUCGACCCAACGAUCUUAUCGCCUCCAGGUUCGAGAGGCUGGAGAUCCUCAAGGCUAGGAUAGUGAAAUUCGACGACCUUUGCUCUGCGGAGGACAAGGAGGCAGCGCGGACGAUCUUUGGAAAGUCGGACGAGGAGGCUGCACGUCAAUGGGAGGUGCUUGACACGCUCUGGACAUGGCAGUUCACCCCGCCUUUCACGGUCUCGGCGUUGGAGAUUUUCUACUCAAAGAGGCGGUGA
Molecule: messenger RNA, 333 nt
Organism: Guillardia theta CCMP2712
Lineage: Eukaryota; Cryptophyceae; Pyrenomonadales; Geminigeraceae
Exons: 6
Coding region: 1-333 (110 amino acids)
Source: RefSeq, a predicted model, not a curated record